UUAGUCGACUCUCCUCUAUCACCAUUUAAAUAACUAAAGAAGACUGACAUGUGUUCAAAUAUACAAGGAUUUCUCAUUGUUCAAUCAUCAUACUGAAAGGUGCUAAAGUUCUUUUGGUUCAAGAUGAACACCACUAAAGUUUUUGGAAAGUUAUGUGCUAGUGUGGUGUCAAACGCAACAAGAGACCUAAUUUGUGGACCGGAAUUUGUUCUCGGAGCAGAUCUUUGCCUGAGCUCAGCUGUGAUUAUGUUCACAGUUGCUAGUGUGACUAUAGUAGGAAACCUUCUUCUGCUGUUGACAAUUCGCCGAAAUCACCGCCGUCUUUUUCGCACUCCUUCCACUUUCUUGAUUGCGAAUCUCGGCGUUUCAGACUUGCUCAUUGGAUUGCUUGUUGGGUACUUUGUCGUUGUGCGAGACACUCAUCGUUAUAUGCAGCAAGAGGUGCCCGACUUCAUCCGAGUGGUUAUCGAAGUUUUCGAAGCGCUGACAUUGUUUAUCACUGGUUGCACCAUCAUCGCAUUGUCGGCGGAUCGAUACAUCGCCGUGUCAGACCCGAUGGGGUAUCGAUCGACGGUUACCAAGAAACGAGUAAAGAUUUUCAUAAUGAUGGUUUGGAUCUCUUCAGUUUUACUGUGUUCUUUACCAUUGACUGGUCUUGAUAAGAAAAUUUACAGUAUUGUCUAUCUACACACGCAUGCGACAGUUCCUAUAUUAUUGCUGACGGCAAUCUGCAUUAAGAUCUUUCGAGCUUUGAAGCUUCAUCGACGAGAAAUGGAAACGUUGCAGGAUUCUCCGAUGAACAGAAGGCGAGAAAUGGCGAGAGAACGAAAAAUGUCUCAUACAGUGUACAUAAUUUUAACCCUGUUUUAUUUAACUUUGAUUCCAGCUUAUAUCACGAUUCACAUUGGAUGUUGGUACAAAGGUUCUGAUUUAUAUUUAAGAUCAGUUUUUCGGUUGGCCGACUUUUUCUCGACAAGGUUUCUGUUUCUAAACUCGGCGAUCGAUCCAUAUGUUUACGCAUGGAGGAUUCCGAAAUAUCGUCAAGGUUUCAUGAAAAUAAUUUCUUUCAGGAGGCAACGACCAAAAACAGAAAUAACUUGUAGGAGCCACGAGCAAACUUUAAAACAAAGUGCGACAACCACGUUAACCUGUAAAAACUCGUUACAAUGCGGGAAAAUUGUUGUUGAAUGUCAUUCAAAUUAUGGAGAACCUCAAACAACUCACUUCUAAAACAAUGGAGGGUUAACAGCGGUUAACAUUGUUGAUAACAGAAUAUUGUAAAUACUGCUUGUGAGGACAUGAUGUAAUGUUUUAUUUAAAGCUUUUAAAGCUAUACUCAACCCUUGGAGGACAAUGAAAAUGUAUGUAUGUAUGUAUGUAUGACAAGCACGACUGUGUUGUAAAGAUUAAAAAGCCACUCACCAUGCUUACUGUAUCAGUCUGUAUGUGAAUUAUUGGAGAAGCCUGAUCGCACGGAGAAAAGGUAAGAUAUAAAGAUUAAAGAAGUGACGCUUGUGCCACUGAAGGUCACGGAAGCCUGACCGAAAACGUUUUAAUAUUAGGAAAGUUUAUUUCCAGUCAUCAUCCUCUUAUGCAGACUUCCUAUGGCACGUCACGCAAUCUUGGGGAGGAAAAAUCGCGUGAACAAACGAUUGGGUGAACAGCCAGAGAUCCGGACUUCGAUGUUUAGAAAUUUUAAGCCUUUGAGGAUAUGUAAAAUGAAAUAGAGACUUUGAAUAUAAAGAGAUUUUAAGAGCAUAAGGCGGGGGGAGGGGGGGAACUUCAUUUAGAAGGAGUGCUUAAUAGAGAGAGGGAUCGUGACGGGGGUCAACCUAAAAACACACCAUUUUUUCAAACUUUUUUUGAUGGUUUAGAUUUAAUUCCAAACCAUGGCAAAGUAUACAUUUUUAGAAAGCUUUAAUACCAAAGAUUAUGAAUAGAAAAGGCACCGCGAAAACUCCUGCUGUGCUGCGGUCAACUUAAAAAAAAAACGUGACCGGGUGGCUCUAAACUUGAGC
This is a messenger RNA of Orbicella faveolata, 2018 nucleotides long. Its product is annotated as adrenocorticotropic hormone receptor-like. NCBI's taxonomy places the organism in Eukaryota, Metazoa, Cnidaria, Anthozoa, Scleractinia, Merulinidae. Gene Ontology annotation, molecular function: G protein-coupled receptor activity. The record is from RefSeq and is a predicted model, not a curated record. Gene Ontology annotation, cellular component: membrane. Gene Ontology annotation, biological process: G protein-coupled receptor signaling pathway.